AUGAGUGGAGGUUCCUCCCUUGGCUGGAGACCCCGCCAAAGGUCACUCCUGGAGGCUGAGAGCAGAGAUUUCCCCACAAAUGUUGGUCUGGAACGUCCUUACACAUGUGGGAAAUGUGGGAAGAGCUUCACUGACAGCUCUGCCCUGAGUAGGCACCAGAAGAUCCACACUGAGAAACGGCCCUACAAGUGCUUGGAAUGUGGGAAGUGCUUCAGACAGAGCUCCAACCUCCUUGCCCAUCAGCACAUCCACACUGGAGAACGUCCCUACACAUGUGGGAAAUGUGGGAAGAGCUUCAGUGACAACUCCACCCUGAGCAGACACCAGAAGAUCCACACUGAGAAACGACCCUACAAGUGCUUGGAAUGUGGGAAGAGCUUCAGUGAGAGGUCAACCCUGAGACGACACCAGCAUAUCCACACUGGAGAGCGGCCCUACAAGUGUGGGAAAUGUGGGAAGAGCUUCAGCCGCAGCUCCCACCUGAUCAUCCACCAGAUCAUCCACACUGGGGAGCGACCCUUCAAGUGCUUGGAAUGUGGGAAAAGCUUCAGUGACAGCUCCUACCUCCUCACCCACCAGAAGAUCCACACUGGGGAACGGCCCUACAAGUGUGAGGAAUGUGGGAAGAGCUUCAUAAAGAGCUCCAAUCUCCUCAGCCACCAGCGCAUCCACACUGGGGAACAGCCCUACAUGUGUGGGGAAUGUGGGAAGAGCUUCAGACAGAGAUCUCACCUGAUCCACCACCAGCAGAUCCAUACUGGGGAACGGCCCUAUCCGUGUGAAUGUGGGAAGAGCUUCAGCCGCCUUUCCAGCCUCCUCACCCACCAGCGGGUGCACAGCGGAGAGCGACCCUACACGUGCUUGGAAUGCAGGAAGAGUUUUAGCGACAGCUCCACCCUCAUCCGCCACCAGAAGAUCCACACUGGGGAACGGCCCUACAAGUGUGGGGAAUGUGGGAAGAGGUUUCAGACCAGCUCGAAUCUCCUCAAACAUCAGCGGACGCACACAGGGGAGAGGCCCUUCCGCUGCACCGACUGCGGGAAGAGCUUCAGCCAGAGCUCCCACCUCAUCAGGCACCGGCGCAUCCACAGCGGGGAGAGGCCCUACAAGUGUGACGAGUGUGAAAAGAGCUUCUCCCACAGCUCUACCUUGACCAAACACCAACGGACCCACCAGUAAGAGAAGCCCUGCAAGUGCCCUCAUUGCAGGAAGAGCUUCGUCCGCUGCUCCAAUUCCAUCAACCAUCAAAGGACCCACAUUGGGCACAAACCUGGUGACCCACAUUCCAGGUGAUCCAUGCUGGGCAGUGUAUUGGGUUUGCCAGGUUUUGGUAGCAGGGGGACUCCAGGGCUGGGUUCUGUGAGGAGCUGCCAGAAACUUCCCCAUGUCCAACGCCUGUCGCGACCCCCACUGAGGAAGAGGGUGACCCAGGUUCUUGUUAAUUGACCCCUUGGGG
This is a messenger RNA of Manacus vitellinus (golden-collared manakin), 1456 nucleotides long. Its product is annotated as zinc finger protein 256-like. Gene Ontology annotation, molecular function: DNA-binding transcription factor activity, RNA polymerase II-specific; RNA polymerase II cis-regulatory region sequence-specific DNA binding. Lineage: Eukaryota; Metazoa; Chordata; Aves; Passeriformes; Pipridae. Gene Ontology annotation, biological process: central nervous system development; regulation of transcription by RNA polymerase II. The transcript is spliced from 2 exons. Gene Ontology annotation, cellular component: nucleus. The coding region runs from base 1 to 1179 and encodes 392 amino acids. The record is from RefSeq and is a predicted model, not a curated record.